This is a messenger RNA of Meloidogyne enterolobii, 792 nucleotides long. The record is from the annotation of a GenBank genome assembly. Lineage: Eukaryota; Metazoa; Nematoda; Chromadorea; Rhabditida; Meloidogynidae.
UUUAUUUUUCAGACUUCUAUAUUCCAAACAAUUCCAAUGGCAACACAAAAUCAUUCAGCAGCAGCCCGAUCCAAACCCAAGCAGCCAUCUAAAUCGCAAAUGGUUAUGGAACAACUUAAGGCUAGUAUGGAAGCUGAAAAACUUCGGGCAAAGAAGGAAAUACGUUCAAAAUUGGUUACUACACCUAAUAAAGGAGGAGGAGAAAAACGUGGAGACGAUGUCGGCAAAUCCAAAUCAACCACAAACGUUACAACAACUCGUGGCGAUGCAAUAACUCCAAGUCGUUCAGCAGAAACGAAUGCAUCAACACCAACUUCAACUUUAGGACGUCGCAAAGAAUUGGCAAAAUACCCUAGUAAUGACAACAGGAUGCCUAGGACAUUUCAACGAACAGUUACUAACAGCAACACACCUUCCAAACCUUUAUCGACUGGAAGAAACAUUAUUUCACGUCAAGUUUUGGGGUCUAAAGAGAACACGACAAAAGAAAAUCCUUCCUUAAAAACUCCAACAAAAAAUUCAACAAAAAUUAUUGCAAAUUUGGUUAAUAAGGAGGAUAUUGAGCAGAAACAAAAAUUGACUGAGCAACUCAAAGUAAUUGAGAGACUUGAAAAGGAAUUGAAAAAUGAGAAGAAAAUGGCCAAUUUCUUUGUUAUUUUGUGCAAAAAUUUUAAUGAAAAGAAUAUUAAUGCUCAAAAACAAGUCAAUAAAUUGGAGAAUUUAUUAGAGCAAAAUAAUUCAAACCAUGAAUUAGAAAUGCAAAAACAGGGAAUUCCUUCUAUUUUUUAUUAG